AAUGCUCUUACUGCUUACUGUCUCUCACUGUGGACGGAGCAUGUAUCAAUGAUGUAUAUGCAUUGGCGGUUGAGUGCCUGUUUUGAAUCAGCCCUGGUGUUGGGCAAACUAAACGAACGGCCGAUAAUGGGCGUGUGCGCUGGCGUCAGAUUGACGGGUUGUAAGCCAGGAAAAGAGACCCCACGAAGAGGCUAACUUGUUGGAAAUGUAAUAUCUAUUGUCCAUUGUGGCGCAGUACUUCAGAUUGUAGUAAUUGUGUGCUAGUAAUUGUGGUUGUUAAAACUUAUUUGUAAUGGAUCCUGGUACUCAGAGGAUGUUGGAACGUGCGCGUGCUCGUCGCCAGAAACUUGACGAGCAGCUAAAAAGUGCUGGACACAAAAGAAGUCCGCUGCAGGAAAAUAAUGUGUCGCAGUUUGUCAAAGUAACUACUGAAGUAGAAGUAGUCUUAAAUUCAAGUGAUCCUGUGAAAAAAGUCAAUGUGAGUCCAACCAAAGUUGAAGUGAGCAGCAUGAAACGGCAAGACGAUAUGUCGACGUCUCCUAAAGAAAACAUAUCUACUGGGUCACUAGACAUGGAUAAUAAUCGUGAGAGAAACAUUAGGUCUCAGCUCAAGCGCCUUGGAGCAUUGUAUUCAGAUUCCCAUAUAUCAUCUCCAAUUCAUCGUACCGAGAAUCAUUUUUCUGUUGAAAAUGAGAGCGGAAAAUCUGGCAAGUCCACAGCUAGAGUAGCUAGAUUUGCUGCAUUGGCUGACAACAUUAAACAGUGGGAAGAUGAUUUAAGUCAUCCUAGCUGUGGAUCCAAGUCUCUUAAUGAACCUGCGAGUUCUGCCAAAACCAAUGAAGAAUCUUCUCAGAAAAAAAUGGAAGAAUGUGAAGAACGUAUGUCAAAGAAAACUUCUGAAAACAGAAAGAAGGAGAAUGGUGCUAAACUGAAACCGUCUUUUUCAUCUAAGAUUGAACCUGAAGAUGCUCCAAAGAAAAUUGUAUGGGAUGAGAAAGUACUUCAGAUUUUGGAGGCGCAGGGGUUUACUCGCAGUUGUUCUAAUGCCCGACUCGUAUAUGAUUAUUCAAACCAUUCUUCACAGGACACCAGCAAGGAAGUUCUAACGCAGUCAACAAGCAAUGCUAAAGCAAGAAAAGAACAAAUUUCUAAUGGCAUCGGUCAGAUACAGGAUGAAGUUAGUGCUUCUGGAGACAGAGCCGUAAUGCCUUCUACUUCUCAGAAGAUCUCUGGAAGCAAUAUUGUUCACUCGGUAUCUCCUGUGAAAAAAAUUAAUGAAGGGAAAUUGGAAUGUAAAAAAGAGAGUCCAAAGAAGUUGGAAGGAAAUUCUGUACCUGGAAAACCUUUGGGAAGUCCUCGCAAAGUUCUAACAGGUUCACCAAAGGCAGGUUCUGUCCUUCACAAAGCUUCUUUGUUUGAAUCGACCAGCCCAAAUAAAAAAGUUAAAGAUCCUGCUGAACUUCCUAUUUCUGAGAGAAUGGCUUUCUUUGAAAGGAACAAAGGGCAAGCAUUAAUACCCAAAGCAGCAUUUUCUAUGCCCGUUCCUUCUAAAUAUUUAGAUGGCAGUGCGACACACAAGAAUCAGCAGUCUUAUUCACCUGAGAAAGGAAAAUUGCCUGGAAAAAUUGAGAACACGUGUAAAGCUCAAGUCGUGGAAUUUCCCCCUAAAAUUUCAAAUGAAGAAAAAGCAAUCGCUAUUUCUACUGUUGAAUCCAAUGUAAGCAAAAAAGUUUUGUCAUGCCGAAGUAUUUUUGAACAACCUUUGACAGAGAAAGUUAGCGGCAACAUUUUUAGUGAGCAGGCAGAACGACAAAAGGACAUUGAAAUGUUACGAAAUAGAUGGAAUCAAAACAAAAAUUUAGCGUCCGAAACCUUGGAUGAGAAGCCACAUAAAAUUCAGGAAAAGAACAUGCCAGUUCCUCCUCCUCCACCACUUCCUGUUGAAAGUGGCCUUUCUCAGGCACAGAAGAGUUUUACUGCUUUGCCUCAAGUAACUCAAAUGAUUCCUAAAUCAUCUCCAAUUAAAGUAUGUCCUUCAAAAGGUACUACAGAUUUGGAAAUCGUUGAGCAAUUACAUGAAAGUCCAAAGAAGACCCAAGAUUUCUCUGAACUAUGCAAAAUAAAAAAAAUUAGAGUUUCUCCCCCUAAACCUGGAAAUCUGUAUCCUUGUCUUUCUGAUAUUGAAGUGACAACAGAAGCAGAAAGUGAAUUACCUGAUGAGACUGAAAGAGAUUCUGCAAGUGAGAGUUCGAUAGUUACGGACUCUGAUGAUGGGAAUACAAGUUUUGGAAGAGAAAUUCUUGAAGCUGCAGGCAUACACAGAAUACCAGAAAAUACAUCUCAGUUACAUCACCAAAAAAUGGAUUCCAGUGAAAGCGAUUUAUCUGAAUCUGCAGUUCUAGCCGACAUUGAUGGUUGUAUUGAUGAAGCAUUGGAAGGAUACGAUUCAAGUUCAGAUUCAGAUCAAGGAGGCCCCACUCCUCCAAAAAGGACAAGGGACUUCUCUCGUUCUCCUCCAAAGGGUAAACGAAAUGCAAAACAGAGUCCCAAUUCAAAACCAUCUCAAAGUUUUCGAUAUACUCCAGGAGGUCACUCCAAUGGAGGAAGUCCAACAAAGAGUCCUUCACGUAAUAUUUCCAUGCAAGUGGUUGAAGGUGACCAGGAAAUGCCCCUCAUGCAUUCUGUUAGUUUCUACAGAAGACAACAGAACAUGGCACUAAAGAAUACUCCAGUGAGGCAGAUAGUGCGCCUUCCAGAAAUUUCAAAAGAAAUACACAGUGCGCAGUCUUCAGUUAAGGAGGAUGAAGUAGUGAGAAAGAAGAUUGCAGAAUUGCUUGAUGAGGUAUCAAAGCAACAAACUGUCAUAUCUCAGGCAAGUCAAGCAUUAAAUUUGUGUUUAUCGACAGUUGAGUUUUCAGGCUCUGCAGAGCAAGUAGAAGGAGAAAGGCUUCUAUUGUUGGCAACACACAAACGUCAAGCUGCUCUCCAUGAAAUUCAACGUCUGAAAGUUGAAGGCUCGCUUAAACCGGAAUCAGAAGCUGGAAGGACUGGUGUGUCAUUGGAUAAAGGAAGUCUUGUUCUUACAAAUGUUGCAUUGACUCUAAAGAAAGAUUAUAUUCGCAAGUUACCUGCAGAAGACACAUGCUAUCACUUUGUGUGUCUUGUGAGAUCACAAGACCAAGUUCUUGUGACACCAGUGCUGGCUGCUAUUUCUCAGAAUCUUCAGGAAAAUUGCAAUCUUGUUUGGAACUCCCCUUUACGCUUAGUAGACUUGUAUAGUGAUUUCAAAGUUACUUUGGAAGUGUAUUGUCUUCAAACCAGAAAAGAAAUGCUUCCUCAUAAUGUUAAAUAUCAUAUUGGAAAUAAGAAGGAGACAAGUAAAUCUUGGUUGACACCAAAAAAGCAAAAGCAAGAAUCUCGUCUGAUUAUGCCUUCAGUUCACUCACCUGCAGGGCCAUCUGCAGUGCGUUCUCCAGAAUUCCGCAUGGCAGGAUACGUAGUUUUUUCUCUGAGGGAGAUGAGCAGAACUCACUUCACCCUUAACAAGGUGUCAUAUAGUUCUCCUCUUGAAGGAAAUAUCCAACUGAGGAUGAAAUCUGAGCUCUCUGUCGAUGUAUCUGAACGUGGGUUUCUUACAAUGUUCGAAGAUAUUUCAGGAUUUGGAGCAUGGCACAGAAGGUGGUUUGUCCUUAAUGGAAGUGUGUUAUCAUAUUGGAAGUAUCCAGAUGAUGAAAGAAAGAUCCCCAUUGGACAAAUAGAUUUGAAUUCAUGCACAACAGAGCAAAUUGGCUUAGUUUCAAGAGAUAUCUGUGCUCGUCCUAAUACAUUUUUACUGGAAACAACACGACCUGCUCAACCAGAAGACAAAGAUUCUCUUGUAGUUGUUACAUCUGGAAAUCAUACUGUAAUUAGAAAUCUUCUGUCAGCGGACACUAAAGAAGAAAGAAUAGUGUGGUGUGGCCAAAUAAACAAGGCUCUAACCAUGCUUCGAGCAUGGGGUAAAAAACAAGAGGGAAUUUUUGUUUUUACUUCUUGCCUUUUCUUUGAAAAAAUAAAAAAAAGUCAACAAAUAUUUAACGCAUGA
Molecule: messenger RNA, 4084 nt
Organism: Gryllus bimaculatus (two-spotted cricket)
Lineage: Eukaryota; Metazoa; Arthropoda; Insecta; Orthoptera; Gryllidae
Source: the annotation of a GenBank genome assembly